GGGUGUUUAAACUGCGGUGACGGUUGGCGGGCGGCAGCGGAGCUGCGGGGUCUGCAGGAUCAUCCCAGUUUGGUGAAGAUGAUGGAAGAGAACAGAGGGCUGGAGGAGUAUCCCUGGGAUGAUGAGCUCCUGGCCAUGCUGACCCACAGCAAGCAGCCACCCCCACACCACCAUCCCUGUGACCAGGUUUCUGUCCCCUCAGAGGCACCUCCUGCCCCUCCCCAGGCCACCAACAGGCAGCUGGUGAUGAAGAGGAAGGUGCUGAGGCACAGAGCUGAUGGUGGCACCGAGGUGUGGGACGAGCCAGCAGGUGGGGAGGUCACCAGCUCCCCACAGAUCCAUCCUGACGAUGACGAUGACAUCUCUGAAGGGGAGAUGGGGAGCAGCAGCAGCUCCCUGGAGGACUCCCUGUGUCACCAGUGGCCUCAGGACAGCCCCAUUUCCCUCCCGGAGGAUUUUGAGGAGCCAAGUUUUCUCAGUUCCCAGGACAUCACCGUAGAACAGCCCAAAUCUUUCAUCCCCCCCCGUCUGGAGCUGCUGAACCGGGCUAAAACCGACCCAGUCAACAAGUAUUUCGAAUACAAACGGGACUGGGAGAAGUUCUGCAUCCCAGGGGAGGUGCCGAGGCAGGAGCUGCGCUGGAGCGUGCGGGAGCAGAUGCUCUGCCCACCCCCAGCACCCCCCAGGCCCCAGCCCACCCUGCACCCCAACACUUACACCAUCCCCACCCAAAAAAAACGGGCAGCCCUGCGCUGGGGGGUGCGCUGGGACCUGGCCCACGGCCUCCUCCCACGGAAAAACACCUGAGGGGGCCUGGCUUCUUCAUGGAUGAUUUGGGAAAAUCCCCCUUGUGUUACCAAUCCGUGUUGUUGUUUGGUUUUUUAUUUUAAUAAAGGGUGUGGAUGGA
Molecule: messenger RNA, 907 nt
Organism: Calypte anna (Anna's hummingbird)
Lineage: Eukaryota; Metazoa; Chordata; Aves; Apodiformes; Trochilidae
Gene: HYLS1
Product: HYLS1 centriolar and ciliogenesis associated
Biological process (GO): cilium assembly
Cellular component (GO): non-motile cilium; centriole
Source: RefSeq, a predicted model, not a curated record